GAGGGGAGGCCGGAGUGUUUGACGGCGUUGCCUAGCAACAGGGGAGAGGAUGGAGCCCGGCGGCGAUGCUGUACCAGAGCAUGGCAAAAUUGCAGAUGAGGAGAAAGAGUUGGUUGCAGAAGAUGAAGCGCCAGAAGAAAGUAUUACCAAGGAGGAAGAUGCAGGAAAUGCUCCUGUGGCAGCUGUGGAGGAAGGGACAGAAGCCAUUCCUGCAAUGGCCACAGAGGAAGCAACAGGAGUUGCUUCUGCAACAGCCACAGAGGAAGAGGCAGCAGUUUCUCUUGAAGCAGCCAUGGAUGAAAGGGCAGGAGUUGCAUUUGCUAUGACCACAGAAGAAGAAGCAACAGUUCCUGUUGCAGCAGCCACAGAGGAAGAGGUAGAGGUUGCUCCUGCAAUGGCUAUGGGGGAAGAAGCAGUAGUUGUUGCUGCUGCUGCAGCCACAGAGGAAGGGGCAGAAGUUGUUCCUGCAAUGCCCACGGAGGAAGGGCCACCAGUUACCCCUUCAAUGCCUCCAGAAGAAGAGCCACCAGUUGCUCCUUCAAUGCCUACAGGAGAAGGAGCACCAGUUGUUUUUGCAAUGCCCACAGAGGAAGGACCAUCAGUUGUUCUUUCAGUACCUACGGAAGAAAGGCCACCAGUUGUUCCUUCAAUGCCUACAAGGGAAGGAGUGCCAGCUAUUCUUACAAUGCCCAUGGAGGAAGGGCCACCAGUUGUUCUUUCAGUACCCACGGAAGAAGGGCCACCAGUUGUUCCUUCAAUGCCUACAGGGGAAGGAGUACCAGCUAUUCUUACAAUGCCCAUGGAGGAAGGGCCACCAGUUGUUCCUGCAAUGUUUGGGGAAGAGAGAUUGGUGGGAAAGACCCUCAGCAUGCCAAUGCGAAACGUUUAUGAAUACAGAACAUCCCCCAUUGGGCAGGUCAGUGACACUGAAUGA
Anolis sagrei ordinatus is the source of this 934-nucleotide messenger RNA. Lineage: Eukaryota; Metazoa; Chordata; Lepidosauria; Squamata; Anolidae. The record is from RefSeq and is a predicted model, not a curated record.